Messenger RNA from Echinococcus granulosus, 1611 nucleotides. RefSeq names its product Cyclin-B1-3. Bases 1 to 1611 code for a protein of 536 amino acids. The record is from RefSeq and is a predicted model, not a curated record. The transcript has 12 exons. NCBI's taxonomy places the organism in Eukaryota, Metazoa, Platyhelminthes, Cestoda, Cyclophyllidea, Taeniidae.
AUGAUUCAUCCAACACCCGUAGCAAAGCGAGCCUUCUUCAUCCACCUACCCGUGAACGUUGGAGUAUACAGCGAGCGAGAAAGUAUGCUGCAGCCGAUAGCAGGGCAAAUCGUGGUUUGCGCCGAGUUAAGGAGUGCAGGUCGCUUCAUCACUUUACACGCGCAUCUUGACACUUCACUGGGAAAUCCGCAGAAGCGCUCCACUUCACUAAGGCAAAUGGCCGACGGAAAGAAUAAGCGAUGCGACGAAGAGGCAGAGAACACAAAGUCAAUGAAUCGGUGCCUAAUGGAUUGUCAAGGUAAAAAUCCGAGUACAAGCAGAGACCAUUGUGAAGCUAGUCCAAAAGAAGGCGAAUGCUCAACAAAUCCACCCAUGGGCCAACCAGCGAACCCAUCAAAUCAAAUAAAUCCUUUUGAAUCAAUGCCUGGGUGCCCUACAUCACAGACCGCCUAUCCAAUUAAUGGGAAAAACCUAUCUAAAAAUAACAGACCCUUUCAAGACAGUUUGAUGUUCAUCGCUGACAUAAUCCGGUCAGUAACAAAUCCUUCAGGUCGAGCAUUUUGUUCACAUAUCAAACAGCCACAGAAUUAUGGCUUAGGAUUUUAUCUAAGACGGGCAAAUCAACCGGAAAUCGAGAAUUCCGAAAUGGUACCACCAAAUGAAAGGGCUCAAGCUGAAAUAGUAAGCAGAUGGAAAGCGGCUUGCGACCACCGACGUGUUCUUUGUGACGAGUACAGUGCCUCAUCGGGUUUCUCAAGAUGGCGUCUAGAGCAUGACAUGGAAAAGGAUACUGAGCUUAUGAGGGCAUACGUGUGCACUCUCCCUCCUAAUAGUGCUAUCACAGCAUCUCUACGUGCUACCAUCUUCGACUGGAUGACUUCGUUGCAAGAGCUUAUGCUAAUCCAAUCACAAAGUUUGCACAUGGCUGCUUGGUUCGUGGACCACAGCGAGUGGUGCGAAGAACCGAAAUUGGGAGCUUACGUUCUGAGGGCGUUGGCAGCUUUCAUGAUUGGCGACAUAGCCAUUGCGUCUAGGGCUGAAGACGAAUGGAAUAACAUGCGUCACGAUCUAAUUGUUUUCUCUGAACACAACUAUAGCCUGGAACAAGUUACAAGAGAGGAAAAGGCUAUAACUGACAAGCUCUCGCGGGACCUGCCUUAUCCCACUCCACAUAGCUUUCUGCUACCCCUUAUGAUGAUCUCAGAUGAUAGGAAUCUACCCCCUGAAUUCACUUGGGGCAUACCCCUAUGUAUCUAUUGCUUGGACCUGGGUCUCCUAAGUGACCAACUUGCACAGUACUCCGCCAAAUUUAAAUGUGCUGCAGUAGUAUUACUCUUUCGAAGAAUUGAAAGAAGCUUUUGCCAGUGUUCGACUGAAGAGCUCAGCAAUCCCUCUAACCCGUGUAAGUAUCAUCGACUCUCUGAAAUGACGGAGCUUUUGUGUGAGAUCCAAGCGCAAGAGCCCAAUGCUAAUCUCCGCUCCGUCUCUGACAUAUAUGCUAAACUUUUGAGGGAAGCUCAAGACUUCGUUAUGCGUGGAGUGCAGGCGGAAGUUGAGUGUGCUCCAUCACGGUGUGAGGUGAGUAAAUCCAAAUCCUAUCAAUGCCUUUGA